Molecule: messenger RNA, 3103 nt
Organism: Helianthus annuus (common sunflower)
Lineage: Eukaryota; Viridiplantae; Streptophyta; Magnoliopsida; Asterales; Asteraceae
Product: phototropin-1
Exons: 22
Coding region: 47-3103 (1018 amino acids)
Biological process (GO): protein phosphorylation
Cellular component (GO): nucleus; plasma membrane; cytoplasm
Molecular function (GO): protein serine/threonine kinase activity; ATP binding
Source: RefSeq, a predicted model, not a curated record
AAACCUAAAAUACACUUCACUCUAGUUUCAUAAAUUCAAGUUUUGCAUGCAUGUAGAGAAAAUGGAGUCAAAGCCACCACCAUUAUUCAAACAAGCUCAGAGGGACGUCCGUGAGUCACUUGAAGUAUUCAACCCAUCAAGCAACGACGCCUCCGCCUCAUUCCGGUCACAACCCACCUGGCGGAGCUGGGCGGAGUCACCACCGAACAACCCCGAACCACCUCCGCCAGCGGAUCUCAAUGCCAACGUUGCCAUCUCUAUCUCUCACUCCGGUAAGCUGCCGGAUGAUGAGAUCAAGUCAUGGAUGGCCCUUAAAGAUCCUAAGGCGCCUUCGUUUGCUCUGAGCUCAACAUCGGCGACGGUGGCCCCACCGUCGCCGAUGGGCGCAGCUGAGCAAAGAGCGGCCGAGUGGGGGUUGGUUCUGAAAAAAGACGCUGAGACCGGGAAACCACAGGGGGUUCAAGUAAGAACCUCCGGCGAGGAUGCUAAUGCAAAACCGAGUUCAAAUCGGAGGGAUUCGGGUACCUCGGUGCAGAGUUCUAGUGAUAUAUCAGAUGAUGGAUCAGGUAAUGAAAGAGCCCUAAGAGUAUCGGAGGACUUGAAGGACGCAUUGUCGACAUUUCAACAAACGUUUGUGGUUUCGGAUGCCACAAAACCGGACUAUCCGAUUUUGUAUGCAAGUGCCGGCUUCUUCAAGAUGACCGGUUAUACUUCUAAAGAAGUAAUAGGUAGAAAUUGCCGGUUCCUACAAGGCGCAGACACGAACCCAGAAGACGUCGCUAAAAUCAGGGAAGUGUUGCAAAAGGGUACGACAUAUUGUGGCAGGCUCCUCAACUACAAGAAAGAUGGAUCCCCCUUUUGGAACCUUCUCACUGUUUCCCCCAUCAAAGAUGAAUCUGGCAACAUCCUCAAAUUCAUUGGAAUGCAAGUGGAGGUUAGCAAGCACACAGAGGGCACGAAAGAAAAGAUGCUUCGGCCUAAUGGAUUGCCUGAAUCUUUGAUUCGAUAUGAUGCCCGGCAAAAAGACAUGGCGACUAGUUCAGUGACCGAGUUGGUGGAUGCUGUGAAACGGCCUAGAUCACUCAGUGAGUCCACCAAUCAACACCCUUUCGCGACGGAAUCAAAAUACAAUAGCGACAACAAAAAAUCUAGUGUGUUAAAUUUAGGCCGCCGAAAAUCUGCCGAAACUAUAACACCUCCACCGCCGCCACCACCACGUCCAAGACGGAAUUCGCAUCCAGGUGUCCGAUCCAUAACAACCAUGCAGCCGAUCAACGAACUCCCUGAAAAGAAGCAGAAAAAAUCAAAACGACUUUCUUUUAUGGGGAUUAAGAAGAAAAACCGAAAAAGUAGUGAAGAAUUUGAUGAUGGAUUCGAGGGUGAAGUUAACAUUGUGGAUACGGAUGGUGAGGUUGAUGAUGAAGACGAUUUUGAGCUGAAAAAGGACGAUUCGAGGCCAGAAAGUUUAGAUGACAAAGUGCGAAAGAAGGAGAUGAGAAAGGGUAUUGAUUUAGCGACAACUCUUGAACGUAUCGAGAAAAACUUCGUCAUCACUGACCCACGACUUCCCGACAAUCCCAUUAUUUUUGCAUCUGAUAGCUUCUUAGAGUUGACGGAGUAUAGCCGCGAAGAGAUCCUGGGAAGAAAUUGCAGGUUUCUUCAAGGGCCUGAAACUGAUCGAUCAACUGUGCAAAAAAUUAGAGAGGCAAUUGAUAACCAAACAGAGGUUACCGUACAGCUCAUCAAUUAUACGAAAAGCGGUAAAAAAUUUUGGAACCUAUUUCAUUUGCAACCUAUGCGUGAUCAAAAGGGAGAAGUACAAUACUUCAUUGGAGUGCAAUUAGAUGGAAGUCAACAUGUUGAGCCACUUCACAAUUGUAUCCCUGAAACUACUGUUAAAGAUGGUUCAGUUCUGGUGAAAGAGACUGCGGAAAACAUUGAUGUAGCAGUACGAGAACUCCCAGAUGCUAAUAUGACCCCGGAUGAUCUAUGGGCAAAACACUCGAAUAUAGUACACCCAAAGCCUCAUAGAAGAGAUACAUCAGCAUGGAAGGCUAUUUUAAAGGUUAUCGAGAGUGGUGAAAAGUUAGGAUUGAAGCAUUUUAGGCCCAUAAAGCCUCUUGGGUCUGGCGAUACGGGAAGUGUUCAUCUGGUCGAGUUAUGUGGAACUGGUGAAUUUUUCGCGAUGAAAGCAAUGGAUAAAGGUGUCAUGAUUAACCGUAACAAGGUGCAUAGAGCCUGUGCAGAAAGAGAGAUCUUAGAUGUCUUAGACCAUCCUUUUCUUCCAGCGUUAUACGCUUCAUUUCAGACGCCAACUCAUGUUUGUUUAAUCACUGAUUACUGUCCUGGCGGAGAGCUUUUUAUGCUUUUAGACCGACAAACAAUGAAGGUCUUGAAGGAAGAUGCUGUAAGAUUCUAUGCUGCUGAGGUGCUCGUGGCAUUAGAGUAUCUCCAUUGUCAAGGUAUUAUAUACAGAGAUCUGAAGCCAGAAAAUGUACUGAUACAAAGCACUGGACAUGUAGCUUUGACAGAUUUUGAUCUUUCUUGCUUGACAUCCUGCAAACCUCAGCUUUUGACUAGUGAAAUCAGUGAAAAGAAGAAGAAGCAUCGAAAAAAUCAACAGACUCCGGUUUUCAUGGCCGAACCAGUUCGGGCUUCGAAUUCCUUUGUUGGAACAGAAGAGUAUAUCGCUCCGGAGAUUAUAAGUGGAGUUGGGCAUUCUAGUGCAGUAGAUUGGUGGGCUUUUGGUAUUCUUCUAUACGAAAUGUUUUAUGGGUACACGCCGUUUAGAGGAAAGACGAGGCAAAGAACAUUUGCGAACAUUCUUCAUAAGGAUCUGAAGUUUCCUAAUAGCAUCGCGGUAAGCCUUUCAGCCAAACAGUUGAUCUAUAGAUUGUUGCAUAGAGAUCCAAAGGAUCGUUUGGGCUCACGCGAAGGCGCAAGUGAAGUGAAACGACAUCCAUUUUUCCGGGGUCUUAACUGGGCUUUAGUUCGUUGUGAGAACCCUCCUAAGCUGGAGACUCCUGUGUUUGGGGAGAAUGAAGAUGAAAAGGUCAAAGCAGUUGACCCUGGACUUAAAGAUUUGGAGAAUAAUGUGUUCUGA